GAGAGAUGUGAUGUGUUUAGGGCUGGUUUGUGUGGAUGGUAUAAAAGAAAUCUCCAGGGCUGCGUUGAUCUGACGAACUGUUGAGGCUGCUGUGGAGGCUCAGCAGUGUGCAUGAGCAAUAGCCUAGCUGUGAGGCUGGGGGAAUGAGGCAGGGGUCAGGAUGACUGUACCACUGUUGAAAAUUGGAGCUGUACUCAGCACUAUGGCAAUGGUGACCAACUGGAUGUCUCAGACUUUGCCCACGCUUGUGGGUCUGAACGGCACUAAAAUCAGUUCAUCGGGAAGCACGCAGAAAAUAACUCUCUUCCCAAGUCCAGAGGAAGGCUGGGAGAUAUACAGUUCCGCCCAGGAUCCCGAUGGGAAGUGCGUGUGUGCAGUGGUCGCCCAGCGGAGUAUCUGCUCGCGUGACGCACGCAGUAAGCAGCUGCGCCAGCUGCUGGAGAAGGUUCAAAACAUCUCCCAAUCCAUUGAGGUCCUGGACCUACGAACCUACCGGGAUCUCCAGUACGUGCGGAACACAGAGUCACUGAUGAAAGUUCUCAACGCCAGAUUAAAAGUAGCAACUGAGAGCCAAUCGAAUCUGUUGAACAAAAAUUUCCAGGAACUAAAGGACAUGAUGAACGAAUUGCUGCCUCUGAUCCCAGUCCUCGAUCAAUACAAAUCUGACGCACGAUUGAUUCUCAAGUUGAAAGAGGAGGUUCGGAACCUGUCAGUGGUGCUGCUGGGAAUCCAGGAAGAGAUGGGUGCCUACGACUAUGAUGAGCUGCAGCACAGAGUCAUGCUUCUUGAGCAGAGGCUACACGCAUGCAUGCAGAAACUGGGUUGUGGGAAGCUAACAGGCAUCAGUAACCCCUCCACCGUCCGAGCAUCAGGCUCCCGGUUUGGUGCGUGGAUGACCGACACUCUGGCUUCCAGUGCAGAGAAUCGGAUAUGGUCCAUGGACGGCUACCUAAACGGCCGCAUUGUCCACGAGUUCCGCUCCUUCAACGACUUUGCCAAGGGCCAGAAUUUUGUCUUCUACCGCCUGCCCCACCCCUGGGCUGGCACGGGCCACGUGGUCUUCAACGGCUCCCUCUACUACAACAAGUACCAGAGUAACAUCAUCGUCAAGUACCACUUCCGCUCUCGCCGUGUGCUGGUCCAGCGGAGCCUGGAUGGCGCUGGCUACAACAACACCUACCCCUACUCCUGGGGUGGCUUCUCCGACAUUGACCUGAUGGUAGAUGAGAGUGGCCUCUGGUCCGUCUACACCACCAACCAGAAUGCCGGCAACAUCAUCCUCAGCCGGCUGGAUGCCGAGACACUGGAGAUCCUUCAGAGCUGGGACACAGGCUAUCCCAAGCGGAGCGCUGGCGAGUCAUUUGUGAUCUGCGGUACCCUCUAUGUGACAAACUCACACCUUGCAGGGGCCAAGAUCUAUUUUGCCUACUACACUAACACAUCGAGCUACGAGUACACCGACAUACCUUUCCACAACCAGUACUCACACAUAUCCAUGCUGGACUACAACCCCAGAGACCGCGCGCUAUACACAUGGAAUAAUGGCCACCAGGUUCUCUACAACGUCACACUGUUCCAUGUUGUAAAGACAUCAGGUGAAUUGUAAAGUAAUAGGACAAUUCUUUUUACAUUUAAAAGUAUCAUUUAUUGAACAAAAGACUGUCUGGUGUGAGUGCGCAUGGUUCUUUGUGUUACUGAACAAUAAAGUUUAACU
Molecule: messenger RNA, 1714 nt
Organism: Hypanus sabinus (Atlantic stingray)
Lineage: Eukaryota; Metazoa; Chordata; Chondrichthyes; Myliobatiformes; Dasyatidae
Gene: olfm2a
Product: olfactomedin 2a
Exons: 6
Coding region: 161-1606 (481 amino acids)
Biological process (GO): signal transduction
Source: RefSeq, a predicted model, not a curated record